This is a messenger RNA of Poecilia latipinna (sailfin molly), 3692 nucleotides long. RefSeq names its product hepatitis A virus cellular receptor 2 homolog. The coding region runs from base 186 to 896 and encodes 236 amino acids. Gene Ontology annotation, biological process: cytoskeletal rearrangement involved in phagocytosis, engulfment; apoptotic cell clearance. The record is from RefSeq and is a predicted model, not a curated record. The transcript has 9 exons. NCBI's taxonomy places the organism in Eukaryota, Metazoa, Chordata, Actinopteri, Cyprinodontiformes, Poeciliidae. Gene Ontology annotation, molecular function: phosphatidylserine binding.
AACCAGUUGAUGGAGGCCAUGUUUCAUGAUGUUUCUCUGAAUGUUGGACAGUUUGAGUUAAACUUCCAGGCCGUUUGGCAACAACAGUCUGGCUCUAUAAAUACCCGCUUGGAUGGAAAAGGGAAGUGAGGAAAUUUAGUCAUCUGUUCCGUCUCUCUCUGUCCGUCUGCAGGAGACACAGCAACAUGCUGCUGUUCACCUCCGUCUGGCUCCUUUCAGUGACGCUACGUGUGUCAGCGGUUGCCACGGAGACCGUGGUGGGCGUGGCCGGACAGGUGGUGAAGCUCCCGUGUCGGUUGGACGAGGCGAAGCAGAGCGGAGUGGAGGUGUGCUGGGGAAGGGGGAAGCCAUCACUGUUUACCUGCCACAACACCCUGAUCAACGGCGCCGGGGGUCAGGUGACCUACCGACAGUCACACAGGUUCUCGGUGUCCUUCUCCACCUCCGCUCUGUCCAUCUCUGGGUCUCGGCUCUCAGAUGCUGGUUUCUAUCACUGCAGAGUUCAUCUGCCCGGACCCUUCAACGACCCAACGUCCACCGUCCACCUCAUCAUCAUCCAGCCUCGCUCUGUGAUCGCCGAACAUCUGGGCCGUGAAGAUGUGGAGAAGUUCAACACACCAGACACCAUAACAAGUUUCAUCACAAAUCAGAGAGGAAGUGAUGUCACAGUAGGUGCAGGAACAGAGCCAAUGGUAGCUCAGGUUCAGUCUCCUGACCAGGAGGAGUCGGUGAACUCUCUACAGACCUUUAUUGGAAGCACUCUGAGACUGGCAUUUAUCCUCUUCAUCCCUGCUGUGCUGCUUGCUGCUGGUUACAGAGUUUGGAGAUCUAACCAGGAAGUAGAGACUGAAGGAAGGUUGGACCAAUCAGAGGAGGAGGAGACCAGCUCUGUGUGAAGAUGAAGAACAAUCAGCAGAUUACUGUGAUCCCCGACCUUCUCCAAUGUUCCUCUUUUGGGACUUAAAACAUCAAAGUGGCAUAAAACCGAAAAGUCUUCAUCUAUUGUUUUCUCUGUCAGAACUGAAGCAUGAAAUGUUCAUCUUAACAACAGAAAGAUGUUGAAGAUUGCCUAUUUUCUUACCCUCAUUGUGUUUAUUUUAUACAUACAAAUUAGAUUUUGGGUUUGAUCAGCUGUUCUUUAGAUCAGUUUUCUUCUGCUGAUGUAUUUCUAUCUUCAUUCUAAAUUCUUACAGCAACUCAAGAAGUUCAGCCUUCUACAGAAGCUGCUAAUCAUGUUUUCCAUCUCUAUUAUUCAGUCUGUCAUGUAGUCAUCAAUCACUGUGUGGCUUGGCUAGGACAGAGGUCAAGGCCAUUUUCUUCCCCCAGUACUCAAUUGUUCUGCUAGGAAACAAAAGUUAAGUCCUGUAACAUCAAACCUUUUUUCUUUUUUGCUUAAAAAAUGAUGGCAAAUAUGUACAUAUUAUUCUUCUGUCCUUAUUUUAUUUCCUCUAAAGACUAUACAUUUAAAUACUUUGUCUGCAUACUGAGUGUUUGAGACCUAAAUCGGUUUCCUCAUUUUCGCACUCAAUCUUGGCCAGUAAAGUUGUUCUGAGUAUAAAUAAAUGUGGCAAAUCAUGAACUGUAUUUUCUAUCAUCCAAAGUUAAUAUCGUAAUUGAAGUUUAGCCAUUCUAAGUGAUUUGGAUGUGGAGGUGAGCCGGUUAGCAGGUUUCAAGGCUAACCCUGAAGUGGUUACAUACAGAAAAAUAACCCUUUAGCCAAGAGUCCUUAGUUGAGAUAGUUUGGACCAUGAGGUCUAAAUAGUCACUCAGGAACAAAAACAAAUUGGAACAGGAUUGAAAUAUCUGAGAAAUAUAUUUCUUUGUUUCUAUUAUCAGAAAACUAAAAACAAUGUUAUUAGCUAAAACGAAUAGUAGUAAGCUAACAGCUGAUCACGUGAUCUAAUCAGUCACAGGUGGGCCGUCGCCAUAUUUAAGAGACUGUAGCACAUGCUGGAGAUGUACUGAGGGGUUUUUUGGUUGGAAAAAUGUUGUCGUUCAUGUGGAGAAAAUUUUUCUGAAAUGUUAGGAUUGAACCUGAUCCCUAAUGUUCACGGUGAUGAUGCUGUGUUUGUGUCCAGCUCCGACCACCUGGGCCCCAUCAGAACCUCAGACGUCCUCAGAGAUCCGCUGCUGCUCAGACUGCGGGUAGAAACUCAGCUGGUCUAACGACCUUCAUCCUGCUGUUCUGUCACAUGAUCAUCUCUCUCACACAAUCCAGCAGCCUGCUGUUUCUGGCCAUCCAAGUAGCAUUCACACCCUCCUAUUCAUCGCCCAACAAGCUAUUCUGAAAUCAUCCUCUUUCACUUCCUGAUCCAGCUGAUCAGCUGACCACACCGAACCUCCUGACUUCCUGUUCUAACAGCAGCAGCUCCACAGAGGAGAAGGAGUUAAGGAGGGACUCUGCAGGAAAAAAAACACAUGGAAAGAAAUUAAAUCCAAGAUGAGUACUGCCCCUUAAAGCUGCACACUGUAUGAAGGAAAGAGGACAAUAAGAAAGACCCUCACCUCAUCCUCCUCAUCAGAGGACUCCCCUGUUCUCCUUCUUGGCCCUCUUCUUUUUCUCCUCAAUGUCUUGCAUCUUCUCCUCCAGCUCCGAGAACCCCGUCUCUUGAAGAGAGAAUGCGUUCUCAUCCUACUUCUUGAAGCUGGAGGGAGGGAGAACAGGAUGCGGGCCUGUUCUUUGGCUGGACGGCGCUCUUAGCGAGGGAGGUCUGCGAGGGACAUCAUUGACUGAGAGAAAAACAAGCCCACCAGUUCUUCUUUCCACUCAUGUUGAUCACAAAGCCCCGGGCAUCCUCCCCUGUGUUCUUCCUCACCUCGACCACCGUCAUGUUCACGAAGACCCACGUUCUAUCUCUGUAAAUGGAGGCGACAAAUGCACUGAGGUAGCCGUAAAAACAACUCCUCAACUGGUCGCGCUCUUCCUCCUCCAUUUCAGAUGAGGCGGUAAAGAGAAAAAAUGUUGGAUGUUGCAUCUCUUCUGUACACAUUCAACCUUUGGAGAAGGAUGGCAACAUCUUACCUAGCAGUUCAGGGAUCUUCACCAUGACCAGCUGCCUGCAGCUGGUCCAGGACCACUGGUGAUACGGCGCACAGCUCCUUGGCCGACUUCACCUUAAUCUGAUGAAGAGCCACCUCAGGUUUUCUCUAGGUAGAGGCAGCCAUGCCGGCGUUAAUCUCUCACCAUGUCUGAUCCUUUAAAUUAUGCAGGGGAGCACGGAUUAUAAUCCAUGAGAUUAUAAUUAUUUCAAUUGAAUUUUUUUUUAAUUAUUUUAAAUUUGAAUCUCCUCACUGCCACUCCACACAUGCUUUAUCCAAUCUUGACACACUUUAACUGGGAACCAGGCCCUCUUUGUCAUCCCCAGGUGAGGUCAGCUCCACCUGAAAGCGACUAGAAAACGCAGGGCAAUAGAAAUUUAGGAUUACUCGCUCUGUGUCGCCCCAUGAACCUGCUGUGGAGGAACUUAUAAGAGAGUCUCAGCUCUUUCAGGGUCUGCUUCCAUGUUUUUGACCCGGUGGGUCUGGAACAGGUGCCACCUACUAUGGCCGACUGAGCGGCAAAUAGCAGCUGACUUAAAAAAUCCUGAAAGAUUAAUUGUUUCAUCUUUCCAUUGAAACACGGAUCAGUUUAUUAAUAAAGAUACGGAGAAAAUGACGCAUUGUUGAUGAGUAAAGGAUGUUUCCGUUUCUAA